UUGUCUGUUGAGUUCAAGUUCCUUUCUCCUUUUGCGGCGAGGGUGGGGGCCUGCCCACCGAUGUGGAGAGCGUGCCUCAGCCACGGACACUCUGGGCUUUUGGAGUUUUCUUUGCUGAGUUUUUUUUUGGUGAUUGUUAACUUGUUUUUGGCCCCUUAUAAUCGCCUAGCUCUGAGAGACAGGGAUCUGGGGUUGCCUGUUUGACUUCUGGAGGACUGUUUUGUUCCUUUGCUUUUUUAAAGAGGUUUUUUUUUUUUUUUUUUAAAACUCUCCAAACAGUGUCACCCCCUCCCAAUAUUUGCACAAUAUUUGUGCGGGGUCUGGGGGUGGAGGUUUUUAAGUGUUUUCUGUCUUGGACAAGCACAGGGAUCUCAUUCUUGUUGAGUUUUGUGGGGCUGGUGGGGUUUUCUCUCCUCCAUACCCCGAGUCCCCCCCCCAGCUCCUUCCUGCCCCCUGUGGGGCGGAGCCAUGGCGCGGAUGAACCGGCCCGCCCCCGUGGAGGUGAGCUACAAGAACAUGCGCUUCCUCAUCACACACAACCCCACUAAUGCCACCCUCAACACCUUCAUCGAGGACCUGAAGAAGUAUGGGGCCACCACCGUGGUACGUGUGUGUGAGGUGACCUAUGACAAGGCCCCGCUGGAGAAGGACGGCAUCACUGUGGUGGACUGGCCGUUUGACGACGGGGCGCCCCCGCCCGGGAAGGUCGUGGAGGACUGGCUGAGCCUGCUCAAGGCCAAGUUCUGUGACGACCCCGGCAGCUGCGUGGCAGUGCACUGUGUGGCCGGCCUGGGACGGGCCCCGGUCCUCGUGGCGCUGGCCCUGAUCGAGAGCGGGAUGAAGUACGAGGAUGCCAUCCAGUUCAUCCGACAGUGA
Molecule: messenger RNA, 876 nt
Organism: Trichechus manatus latirostris (Florida manatee)
Lineage: Eukaryota; Metazoa; Chordata; Mammalia; Sirenia; Trichechidae
Gene: PTP4A3
Product: protein tyrosine phosphatase 4A3
Exons: 4
Coding region: 469-876 (135 amino acids)
Biological process (GO): protein dephosphorylation; endothelial cell migration
Cellular component (GO): nucleus; cytoplasm
Molecular function (GO): protein tyrosine phosphatase activity
Source: RefSeq, a predicted model, not a curated record